AUGGCUUCGGCACUCAAAGACAAGGACGAAAUGGAGUCGGCAAUCUCAAAGCUCGCCAUUGACUCGGCAAAAGCGACGGCAUCCAAAGGCAAAGGCAAGGCCAAGAAGCAGCCCGUGGCGGACUCGUGGGAAGACGAGGACGUGUCCGACGAGGAAGACACAGACAAGGACGCGGAAGCGGAAGCAGGCACAUCAACACCAUCGUCACUCGCCACGCCCGCCGUCCCGCCGCCAACGCCCGCCUCGCCGCUAGGCUACGACUCGCCUCGCGAAUGGGCGUCUCUCGGCAGCCAGAGCCAAAGCCAGAAUCAAAGUCAAAGUCAAAGCCAGAGUCAAAGCCAGAGUCAAAGUCAGAGCCCGAUGGCGACGUCGGCGUCGGGCAGCGGAGCCGGGACGCCCGCCAAGAGGCCGGAGAAGACGGACGCCGUGGCCAGGCGCAUGAUUGCGGCGGGCCUGGGGCUCAAGGCGCCGCGGCAGACGGAGGAGCAGCGGGCGUACCAGCGGUCGGUGCGGGAGCAGGAGAAGAAGCGGCGGGAUGCGGAGAGGGCCGAGGAGGAGAGGCAGCGGGAGUUGGCGGACAAGGCGAAGGCGGCCGUGUGGGAUGAUUGA
Molecule: messenger RNA, 609 nt
Organism: Trichoderma aggressivum f. europaeum
Lineage: Eukaryota; Fungi; Ascomycota; Sordariomycetes; Hypocreales; Hypocreaceae
Exons: 1
Coding region: 1-609 (202 amino acids)
Source: RefSeq, a predicted model, not a curated record